This is a messenger RNA of Limulus polyphemus (Atlantic horseshoe crab), 1114 nucleotides long. It is a transcript of the gene Lipt2, whose product is annotated as putative lipoyltransferase 2, mitochondrial. NCBI's taxonomy places the organism in Eukaryota, Metazoa, Arthropoda, Merostomata, Xiphosura, Limulidae. Gene Ontology annotation, biological process: protein lipoylation. The transcript is spliced from 2 exons. The record is from RefSeq and is a predicted model, not a curated record. Bases 311 to 1021 code for a protein of 236 amino acids. Gene Ontology annotation, cellular component: mitochondrion. Gene Ontology annotation, molecular function: lipoyl(octanoyl) transferase activity.
UGAUAUUUUAUUCACUCUCUCCCUAUAUAUAUAGCGUGUUAUUCAAUUAUUGUCAGCUUUCACGUUUUUGAUUUUGCAGAGCAGUUGGUUGAAAUUGCCAUAUAGAAUAUAUAUUAUAGCCUAGCCUAUACUUUUAGUAUCAUUAAUAUAUAUAUAUACAUCUUCAGUUAGUUUUGGUCUUAAAACAGUAAUACUGUAACUUGUAAGCUGUAGUCUUACUUAGGUUUAAUACGUUCAACUUGCUGCAUUAAAGAUACUUUACCAAUACCAGUGUUUGCUUUUUGAAAUAAGGCAUGUAUAAUUCAAAAUUAUGAUAUCAGGGAAACCAGUUGUUGUUCUGAAAAAAUUAGGAUAUUUGGCAUAUCAACAAGCUCUAACUAUCCAAAAGAAACUUGUUCAACAGUUACAUGAUAGUUUAGCAUCCCCAAAAAUUCCACUUGGUGGUUGUAGACGUAACUUUCUACUUCUGGUUGAACAUGAGCCAGUUUAUACUGUUGGAAUUCGAUCAUCAGCAUAUACAGCAAGUGAAGAACAAAAACUCAGAGCUUUAGGAGCAGAUUUUGUCAGAACUAACCGAGGUGGUCUAAUCACAUUUCAUGGUCCAGGACAAUUAGUUGCUUAUCCUAUACUCUAUUUAGGUGAUUUCAGCUCUAAAAAGAGUAUGAGAUGGUAUGUUUAUCAGCUAGAACAAUGCAUAAUACACAUGUGCAAAUAUUAUGGAAUUCAAGCAUCUACCUCACCAUAUACAGGUGUAUGGGUAAAAGAAAAAAAGAUUGCUGCUAUAGGGAUUCAUGGAAGUAGGUAUGUAACAAGCCAUGGUGUGGCCAUUAACUGUAACACUGACAUGAGCUGGUUUCAUCAUAUAGUGCCCUGUGGUAUCCCAGAUAAGGGUGUGACAUCUCUUUCUCAGGAACUUGGCAAGAAUAUCUCUGUUACAGAAGCAACUACAUAUUUUAUUCAAGCAUUUGAAGAACAAUUUAAGUGCACAGUGUUACAGGAGAACAUGUUAAAAGAAAGCUAAAUUGUUUUUGAUUUCAUUAUUGAAUAUAUUGUAGAAAUGUUUUUAAAGAAAAUAAAUAAUUUGUAUCUUACAGCACAAAUUCAAUAUCAAAGA